This is a messenger RNA of Phytophthora sojae, 1200 nucleotides long. RefSeq lists its product as hypothetical. Bases 31 to 1200 code for a protein of 389 amino acids. The transcript has a single exon. The record is from RefSeq and is a predicted model, not a curated record. Lineage: Eukaryota; Oomycota; Peronosporomycetes; Peronosporales; Peronosporaceae.
GCUGUCGUUCACACCUCGACCAAGUUCCAGAUGAACGACCAGCGCUUCACCUUGAACCCGUUCGGGCAGCUCACGCUCACGGCCGAAGACCGCGCGAGGCUCGUGGAGAUCACGGAGGAGAUCAUCGUGGCCAAGUUCGAGGAAUACGAGGAGCACCUGAACAUCGGCAAGCAGGUGGACCUCAAGCGCUGGAAGAAGUUUGCCAAGUCGGGCCCCACGACGUCGUACCUCGAGCGAAAGUCGUCGAGUCCCAACUCCAAGCUGCCGCAGCUGCUCAUGGUAGGGCCGCUGCCCGGGUCCCUGGACGAAAACAUGUUCGGCAUCGUCAACCCGACGAUCGAGUCCAUGCGGAUCAAGUCUUCGUAUCUCAACGACUUCAACGCCGCGGCCGUGCUGGCUUCGGUCGUUGAGCCGACGGUGGACGACCCGUUCCGCUCCGUCGUAGUCAAGUGGAUGGAGAUCGACAUCCCCCUCGCGUCCAUCGGGUUGGUCCGCAACCGCGACUACGUGUACGUCGAGAGUACGGGCAUCCUCCACCUCAAGAACGGCGAGCGGGUGGGCUAUCACUUGUUCCACUCGGUCACGUUCCCCCAGAUCCAUGAGCUGUCCAACCGCGUGCGCGGCAACAUGUCGUUCUGCGGCAUCUUCCACCAGGAAGGUCCCGACAGGACGGACUGCCGCGGUACGGGCAUCAUGGACCCGGGUGGUGACAUGAUCCGUGCUAUGGCUGUCAUGGGCAUGGUGCAGGCCACGAUGGCCGGCUUGAAGUACUCGUACUGCGGGCAGAUGAAAAAGCUGGCGUGGCUGCUGGAGCAACGGCAAGGCGAAGCGCGCGAGAAGGGAACGCCAGCCUUCAAGCCGUUCUGCGUGACGUGUACCAAGGGAGUCAAGCAGUCGAAGCUUGGAGGCGCGGUCAGGACGUGCAAGUUGUGCUUCGGCGCCGUGUGCAGCUCGUGCAAGAUCGUCAAGAAGCUGAGCUUCAUCGCGCCGGAUCUGACGCUCGCUCAGCACAAAGUGACGUUCUGCGUGAAAUGCGUGGUGGAGGCCACUCAGAUGGACACGCAGGAGGCAGCACGAGAGCAGUUUGUCUACAAGAAGUCCAUCGCGCCACCGAUGUACGGCAUGUCGGUCGGCUCCGAGAUGAGCACGUGCUCGGAAAGCACCAUGACAGGAUACUCGGGUAGCGUUGAGCGCUUCUAG